This is a messenger RNA of Oncorhynchus keta (chum salmon), 741 nucleotides long. Its product is annotated as cation-dependent mannose-6-phosphate receptor-like. Bases 1 to 741 code for a protein of 246 amino acids. Gene Ontology annotation, cellular component: Golgi apparatus; endosome; trans-Golgi network. Gene Ontology annotation, molecular function: protein domain specific binding. The record is from RefSeq and is a predicted model, not a curated record. The transcript has 7 exons. Lineage: Eukaryota; Metazoa; Chordata; Actinopteri; Salmoniformes; Salmonidae. Gene Ontology annotation, biological process: protein targeting to lysosome.
AUGAAGGUGUCCAUGUCCACCCCACACACAGCGACGUCUGGGCGGCUGUUAGUUCUGGCUGUUCAGCUGGUCCUGUUGGUCUGUGGAAGCCAGGCCAGUGACGACACCAAGAGGUGUAAGCUGUUCUCUGAGUCCCCGGCAGAACGGAAGGUCCUCAGUCUUCUAGAACCGCUCACUAACAAGACUUUCUCUGUGGCGACGACAAGCGGCAAGGAAAGCUACACGUACCAGUUCCAGGUGUGUGGGGAUGCGGGGAAAAUGGUAGGAGCGGGACUCGUUCAGAUCGACCAUACGGAAAAAGAAAGUGAGACAGUGCUUGGCCUGUACACUGCAACACAGGCUAUCGGAGGAAGUGACUGGGUGAUGUUGAUCUACAGCAACGGCACCAAGUAUGAUGGCCACUGUUCCAAGGAGAUGAGGAAAGCCAUUGUCAUGAUCUCCUGCAACAGAGGAGUGGAAAUGGGGAAGCUGGAAGUGGUGUUGGAGGAGAGGGAGAGGGACAGGGACUGUUUCUAUCUGUUUGAACUGGACUCCAGUGCGCGGUUGAUUGUCGGGGCCAAAGGGUUGCAGCAGUUCCCCAACUAUGUCUUCUGGACGCAGGUUGGCAACCUGGCAGCGGAUGGAUGUAAUUUUGUGUGUAGGACACAGGGCCCCGAAGAGGUACCUCCCACAUACAGGGGUGUGUCCACAGAGCCAAAGGAGCAGCCAGAAGAGAGGGAUGACCACUUGCUUCCCAUGUGA